AUGGCGGCGGAGCGCUUGGCCUUCUUCUUCCAGUCUUUAGCAUGGAUCCAGGACCCUGGUGGUGGCAUCACCUUUCGCGCCGAGACGGACGCGCUCACGGCCGGGAUGUUUGAUCCGGGCACCGUGCCGUCAUUGACGCAGAUCAUCCCAGCGUACAACGAGGUGGUGAUCCCCUCUGUGGACUUCCUCCGCGCAGGCGCUCUGCCCGAGGACGCAAUGAAUCAAAGUCCGGACGAUCAGCACGGCAUCGGCGACCUCACCGCGCCGCCGCUGGGCGACGGCGUGAACCCGAACCUCGCCUUCAUCAUUUCCCAGUUCCCCGAAGAGUGGAUGUUCCUCGCGAAGAGGCUCUUCCAUGAAGGUCUCAUCGAACAGCCGAACUCCCACGAACUCUACAAGAGCUUCAUGAAGCGAAAGUUGAGGGAUGGACUCGUCCUGGAGGUGAGAUUAUGGGCGGCCAUGCGGACGCAGACGGUGGCGAAAACCGUGGUCGGAGCAUUGCAAUACGCGCGCGCGUUAGCGUCGCUGCCAAAGAUGAAGCAGUACUACGCGCAAUUUCCCGAAAAGCGCAAUCCAGAGGAUCACUCUGAGUUGAUCCUGGCGCAUCAAUCCUUCGGAAUGAAAGCACCUGAGGGCAGCCCCGAGAACGAUGAAGCGGUCAGGCUGUUGCUUUCCAGGCAUGCCAAUGACCCAGUUUUCCUAGUCUUUGACCUUACUCCUGCAACUUCAGAAGAUGUUUGGUACAUGGUGGAGGCGUUCCUCACCCGAAGAGGUGGAUACCAACUUGGAGCCUUCAGCUACGCCAGCGUGAAGUGCAGGUGGGAUUCAGCUUUGGGAGACCUGUCAGUGCUGGAGGUCCUGCCCAGGAAGUACCCGCUGCGGCUAGGCCAGGGUGAGUACAAGACCCAGGGUAAGGCAUGCAAUCAGCUGAAUGCGAUUCGCUUUGCCUCGGGGCACUACAUCCAGGCCUUGGAUUGCAACAUGGGCACCUUCAAGGGAGAAGGCUUCAAGGUUCCCUAUGUCCUACGGCUGUUUAUGCCUUUGGACAAGAAGAACCGCGUCGCCACGCAGUGCCGCUUCUUGGGCUUUCGGGAGCACAUCUACACCGCCCGCGAAGGGACGGUCGGGAAGUGCCACGCGGCGGCGGAGUGGACCUUCGGGACCAUCUACCAACGCUUCCUGAGCGGCAUGGGCACUCGAAUGCACUACGGCCAUCCCGAUUUUGUCGAUGGAUUUUGGGCCAGAAACCGUGGAGGAAUGAGUAAAGGCUCUCCUGUCGUGAACCUUAGUGAGGACAUUUUUGCAGGCAGGGUGGGUGACAGACGGUCGCUGGAUGUGGUAUUGACGAGUGUACGCAGGUGCCAAGGGCCGUUGUUGAAUGAGAGCAGUAGUUACAACGUCCACAUGCGUGAGGAAGCGUCACCGCACGUGGACGCCCUUGAAUUCGAGAAAGGCAGAGAGGCAGCGUUCAACGCAGCGUCCGCCUUCUUCGCGAAGAUCUCCGGCGGAAGCGUCGGGAUCCUCCGGUCAAGAGACAACCAUUUGCUCUGUGAAAGGAUUGGAAUUCUGCACUCGUUGUCGUUUUACUUCACCUCCGUUGCGUUCUAUGUGAGCAACUUGUUGAUUGACAUUUCGAUCACUCUUUAUGUCACGCUUUUCAUCGUCUUCACUCUGGCCAAUAUCGACCUGACCAAGCUCUCGGCUUUGGGCUCUUCCUUUAGUUCCGAGUGGCUCUUGUCCCUCGGGAUCAUGAGUCUUUUUCCUCAGCUUUUCGAGAUGAUCCUGGAGCCUCGUGGCAGCAGAGUCACAGAAAUUCACUCCUUCCUGCACAAGCAUGACUUGAAAGGGUGGAAGCUUGGAGUUGGCAGCCAGGGUUCUUCCAAGCUUUAUUGUAAGCAGUUUGCAACCUGCAAGCUGACACUGCAGCGCCUCCUGGAUAGUGGACUCUGCAUCAAGAAGAAGCAGGUCGAGCUUGCUCUUUCCCUCACAGCGGACAAUCACAAGCAAGUUCGUGAAGCAAUAUCAGAGUUGAAUGGAUACCAAACACGGUACCAGCGUCUUGACGACAAAGGCGUCGAACGCGCCAAGGAAAUUAUCAGGGUGGGGCAGCAAUUGCGCAAUGCAUCCUCUGAACAAAAGCUCGAGAUGCUCCGAGUGAAGCUCGAAGGUCUUCGUGAAGAGCACGCGCUACAAAACUCGAUCACCAAGUGCUGCCGCCUCCGCCGACACAUCCGUGAAUCACUUCAAGAUGGAGGCACUGGCCAGUUGCGGUUGCAGCUAAGCCAGACCUUGGACUCUGCAAAAGUGCUGAUGCGUGGCACAUGUGUUGAAUUUGCUCAAGCAACAAGGGCACCAGCCUGGGAAUUUCCAGUGCUCUUGGACUUACUUUUCCGUUUUUUUGAUGCAGAGGGAUCAAUUUCGGUUGCUGGGUCUUCGUGCACAUUACGCAUGGAAAUUAACCAGAAGAUACCCUUUGUGCUGGAGGAGCUUCAUUUCUUCCUGCGCAAAAAUGAUCUGAACAAAUGGACACUCAAGCAUCUCAGCAGUGGAUACUACAAACUUCGCUGCGUGGACACUGCCACUUGCAAGCUGACUUUGCAGCGCUUGCUGAAAUGUGGGCUCGAUGUCAAGAAGAAGCAGGCGGCCCUUGCUUUGUCCCUCACACCAGACAAUCACAAGCAAGUUCGUGAAGCAAUACAUGAGUUGAAUGGAUACCAAACACGGUACCAGCGUCUUGACGACAAAGGCGUCGAACGUGCCAAGGACAUCCAAAGGGUGGGAAACCAAUUGCGCAAUGCAUCCUCUCAACAAAAGCUCGAGACGCUCCGUGUGAAGCUUGGAGACCUUCGUGAAGAGCACACGCUGCAGAACUUGGUCACCAAGUGCCGCCGCCUACGUCGACACAUCCGUCAAUCACUUCAAGAAGGAGGUGUCAUGAUGCCGAUCCGACAGAGUCGCAUCGGCUGA
Messenger RNA from Durusdinium trenchii, 2967 nucleotides. Lineage: Eukaryota; Dinophyceae; Suessiales; Symbiodiniaceae. The record is from the annotation of a GenBank genome assembly.